Molecule: messenger RNA, 2150 nt
Organism: Dothidotthia symphoricarpi CBS 119687
Lineage: Eukaryota; Fungi; Ascomycota; Dothideomycetes; Pleosporales; Dothidotthiaceae
Exons: 5
Coding region: 72-2150 (692 amino acids)
Biological process (GO): regulation of DNA-templated transcription; DNA-templated transcription
Cellular component (GO): nucleus
Molecular function (GO): DNA binding; DNA-binding transcription factor activity, RNA polymerase II-specific; zinc ion binding
Source: RefSeq, a predicted model, not a curated record
AUCCGCGCCCGUGUACCCUCUUGAAUGCUUCAUCGAACCGUGUAGUCACCCUCUCCAGCACCCGCGCGACGAUGCGCAACCCAAUCGCCUGCGUGUCGUGCCGUACGGCCAAGCAAAAAUGCCUCCACAACGACGCGCCGCCGUGCGAUCGCUGCAGACAGACGGGGCGGGCAAACGACUGCCAGUUCCCCCAGCCAGGCACGAGCUUCAUCCACCGCAAGCCGAAGCGCCCGCGCGUGUCCGAAGAGACGGCCAGCCCACAGGCGCAGGCACCGGCUCCGGCGCAGUCGCAGGCGCUGUACCGCCAGCGCGAUGACGUCCACUUGCCGAGCGGCACUGCUGGCCCUGCCGCCGCGCUCGUCUCGCCAAACGCGGCAUCGUCGCAGCUCGAGGGGCUGGACGCCUUUGAGCUGCUGACGGACGAGGUCAAGAACAGUUAUUUGCGGUGCUCGUACAAGUGGUCCUUCCACCACACCCCCACGCUGCUGCUGCGGAUUCGUGACCGCACCCUGGAGAUAUGGAUGGCCUGGGCGAUUCUGGCGCUGGCCAUCAGGUUCGUCAAAGACCCGCCCGCGCCCUUUGCGACGCAGACUGAGGCCAGCAAUGCCUACGCCGCCCAUGCCCGCCAGAUGCUGCAGGCCGACCUCGAGACGCCGACCAUCAGCCGCGUGCAGGCCCUCCUGAUGCUGACAGGCCACGACUGGGGCGCGGGCAACGGUCGCCGCGCCUGGAUCUUCCUGGGCAUCGCCAUCCGCCUGGUCGAGGUCCUGGACCUGACCCAGGAACUCAAGGUCCCGCGUAACCGCAUGCCCACGCGCGAGGAGUUCAUCGAGGCCGAGGUGCGCAGGCGGACCGCCUGGACCUGCUUCCUGAUGGACUCGCUGCUGAGCGGGGGCAAGGGUCGGAAGCGGUCGUUGACGGCUGCCGAUAUGGCCAUCCAGCUGCCGUGCGAGCGUGAAGGCUUCGUCUUCGGCGAGCCCAUCUGCACCGAACAGCUCGACAGCACCGUGCGCAUGCCGCCUGUGGCUCUGCCUGUGAGCGAGAUUGGCAUCAUCGGAUACAGCAUGCGCGCGGCGAACAUCUGGGGCAAGGUCGCGCGCUGGGCCUGCUCUGAAGACCUCAAGAACGAGCUACCGUGGGCGCCCUCGUCGCAGUUCCAGCAGCUCAUCUACGAGCUCGAGCGGUGGAAGAACUCGCUGCCCCCGCGCCUGCAGUAUGACCUCUUCUCCCUGCACAGCCACAACGCCGUCGACCAGGGCCAGGCCUACUGCUACAUGCACAGCAUCCAUUUCAUGAGCUACAUGUUCCUGCACCGCGCCUACCUGCCCGUCCUGGGCCCCCAACAAAACGGCGUAAACUCGGAGGAAACACCAAACUCGUACAGCGAGCAUAGCGAGAUGUGGAAGACGUGGCAGAGGACGUCGCGCAAGGAGCUGUUCAAGGAGUCGACCAUGGUGCUCGAGAUGCUCGAGGAGAUGCGCACCUUUGGCGUUUUCUUCCUGCGCGGCCUCGUGCCCUGGAUCGGCUUCACCAUCUACACAGCCGUGGGGGUGAUGCUGUACUCGUUCAACUACCCCAGCCGCGACGACGACCCACGUAUUUGCGAAAAGUCCCGCGAGCGCGUCAUCCGCGGGUGUACUUUUCUCAAGGAGAUGAAGACGCAGUGGCCCAUGGCAGAGACAUGGUUCGAAACCAUCAAGCGCAUGCAAGCCUACUACCGCUCAGUCCUGGGCCAAGACGCCCCAGCCUCCCACGAGGAACGCCAAGCCCUCCGCCGCGCAAUGGUAGACUACGGCGCCCUCCAACCCUCCCCAGUGCAGAAACACGCCGACGCGACCAAAACCCAAGAACGCAUCGUCGUCGCCUCAAGCCACUCGCCCGCCUCGCAGUACCGCGAUCAAAAACCCACCAUAUAUGCAACGCAAUCCUUGAUUAGCCCCUCCACGGCUGCCCAAACGCCGAACUUGUAUACAUCGCAGUCUAAUCUCUCCUGGGGUACGCCGCAUGCGGUGCCGCCGUUGGAGGCGGAUGAGAACUUUGAUUUGGGGGGUUUUGAUUUGAGUAGUGCGGAUAUGGAGGAGAUUAUUAUGGGGGCUACGCAGGAUUUUUGGGCGAGCUUUCCCGGUGAGGUGGGGGUUGGGUAUCAGUGA